Molecule: messenger RNA, 456 nt
Organism: Anisakis simplex (herring worm)
Lineage: Eukaryota; Metazoa; Nematoda; Chromadorea; Rhabditida; Anisakidae
Source: the annotation of a GenBank genome assembly
GUUCGGUCACCUCUUCUCACAGUUUCAUUCGUUGAUCCCAUCUGUGAAGAUAAUCCUUGUUCAAGUGUGAUGGAUAAGGAAGAUUUGAAUCAAAACUAUCAAAUUGUUUUAUUUUCAGGUAGUCGAAGUGAAUGGCACUCAUUUGCGGCCGCCUCUAUCGUUGGUUACUUUGUGUUUGGUGACAGUAAUGGUGUUAAUAUGCAGGUGAACUUGUACCUGUUAUCGCGCAUAAUGAUUGGUUUGGCAAGGCUGAGUGUCGAAAAGAAGCUCAUUCCGGAACCAUCAUAUCGCAUUUUCCCGUGGUUCGCUGCCAUCCUUUGGGGUUUUGUCUCAUGGCUUUCCGAGUAUCAUCAAAAUGUUCUACAAGGCUCUUUACGAUCUUCUAUGAAUUAUCUGAUUCGUGAUAGUGACAACUGGACUAAUUUCUAUGAUUUUCUUAUUUGCUCAGAUAAAUAA